GCAAGAAGAAGAAGAAAAAGGAAUUCCCCAGGCAUCAUUCUCUUCGUCGUCAAUUGAUUUCCAGCGGAAGGUUUCUUUUCUCGCCUUUCCAGGAUUUCCAUCUUCAUCCGAAUUUUCAUUCAAGAAAAUUUGAGGAAAGUUUCCUUUUUUCGUCCGGGAUCUAUGGCGUCCAAAACAGGUAUCUUUCACUCGAAAUUAGGUAUGAAACGUUAGAAUACAUCUUAAUCGGUUAGACCCGUUCCUUCUCUGCAACGGCCAAACUCAGGGAGCAGCCGGAGAGCUUUCGCUGGACGGAAGAAGUUGUUCGAUCCAGGGCUCGAAUUUUACUACUUUCGCAUCGGAAAUCAACUCGAUCUAAAUCUGGUAUUCUUCACAUAUAUCCGAUUUUCUACGGAGGAUUGAUAUUGAGCCAAAGAAAAGAUAAAUGGGUUUUGGCAAAAGAAGCGAGAACACGGCGAAAAGAUAUUCUUCAGCAGAGAGCGCAGAACGAGGUUGAGAGAUCGUCAUCAAUGUCAGAAUCUAGAGCAUCGUCAAAAAUAGAUACGCUGGGGGAUCUGACAAAUGUGAUAGCACCGCACCAAGGGCAUUCGUCAAUUUGUAUUUCAAGAACACCAGAGAACAAUGAUGUAACAACUUCGGCACAAUUACAAAUGCAUAAAAGACAGAGAGUCAGUGAUCUCUCUUCUAUAUCACAUAUCAUUGAUUUCACCGAAGAUGUUGGUGAACAAUAUACUUUUGAUCAAACCAAUGCUGGAGAUUCACUAAUUCGUAAUACUGCAACUGCAUAUUCGGAAGUUAUAGAUGGUCAAGCAUCGUCGUUGUGCGUAACAAUGUCACCGGUUAAAAUCAAGAAAAAAAUAAAUCCAAUACUGGAUAUGACGAACGGUAUUCAAAGUCAAGGAAUUGAGAAAUGGGAUAUGACAAAAUAUGAAAGAGAACGAGAAAAAGCUAUACUCUGACGAAGAAGGGUGCAGAAUGAUGGAACGGGUUCAUCAUCAAUGUCACUGUCCAAAUCAACAACGAAAAGAUUUCUGUUGGGGGAUGUCACAAAUGUGUUAGCUUCACACAAAGUUCAAUCAUCAAUGAGUACUUCAAGCACAAUAAAGUACAAUGAUGUGGAAAAUUCAGUACAACUACAAAGGCAUAAUCUUGAACGAAACAUUGAUUUAGCUUCUAUAUCAUGUGCCAUAGAUUUCAAUGAAGUUGGGCAAAGUCAAGUAAACGAGAUAUGGGCUUUGGCAAAAAAAUGCAAGAGCACGACGAAAAGAUAUACUUCGACAAAGAAGAGUGCACAAUGGUUUAAACGGUUCGUCAUCAAUAUCACAGCCCAGAUCAACAACAAAAGGAAAUCCAUUGGUGGAUGUCACACAUGUUAGGAUCACACGAAGGUCAAACAUCAAUUAGUACUUUAAGCAAUAAAAGUACAAUGAUGCAACUACGUCGGCACAAAUACGGAUGCAUAAUUUUCAAAGAAAGAUUAAUCUAUCUUCUGUAUCACGUGCCAUUGAUUUCAAUGAAGGUAUUAGUCCAACCGUCAUCAUUAUGUAUGUAUUACUAUGUCUCUAUCAUGCACUCUACGUAUAUGCAUGUAAUAAAUACCUACACAUAAUUAUUUCCUAGACAUCUCUAUUUGUGUUAAAUUUUUGUUGGCAUCGCGCCAAGUACGAUCAUUCAUUCAAAAUAGUUCAACGAGACUUGAGUACAAUUCUACAAGAACUUCAACACACUUUGAGUCGCGUGUUAGACAAAGAAUCAAUGAUUUUCCGAAUAUAAUGCAUUGCAGAGAUCUCAAUGAAGGUUUCAAUGGCCUAUUUCUUUAUAGAAUUAGUGGCAAAUUCUUCAUGUGAGCAGACAAACUCAGAAGAGUUCUCAAUUGAUAAUCCUCUAUUUGUAAUAGCAGAAAUGAAAGAAAUAAUUGGCAUGAUUUUGGUGACCCAGCGUGCAAGUCUGCAUUUUGUGAAGCUUUGUUACGGUAUGAGGAAAGGGCCGAAAAGUCUAGAGUCAAAAUCUAGAGUUCUCUAUUUGUUGUAUGAAAGGAAAAGUACAACUCCCUCUUCUAAAAAGACCACCAGGUUGAUGCAAGAAUUCUCAUUUUAUGACAAAUAUAAGACAAUACAAUUGUAUGUUUUCAUUCACGUUAUUUGAUGGAAAAAUACAAAAGUCUCAAUUGAUAAUCCUCUAUUUGUAAUAGCAGAAAUGAAAGGUACUUAUAGAC
Molecule: messenger RNA, 2215 nt
Organism: Cuscuta campestris
Lineage: Eukaryota; Viridiplantae; Streptophyta; Magnoliopsida; Solanales; Convolvulaceae
Source: the annotation of a GenBank genome assembly